AAAGCAGAUGAUAUUAUAGUUAUAAUAACAAGAGUCCAAAAAACAGGAUCGACAAGUUUUGUUGGUGUAGCAUAUGAUCUAUGUAAACGGAAUGAUUUUCGAGUUUUGCAUAUUAAUGUAACCGCUAAUAUGCAUGUAAUGUCAUUAGAAAAUCAGUAUAAAUUUGCCCAUAAUGUUUCAAAAUGGAACAAGUUGAAGCCAGCUUUUUAUCAUGGACACAUAGCCUAUUUGGAUUUCUCGAGAUUAGGAGGUCCUUCCAGUCCAUUGUUCAUAAACUUACUAAGGAAACCCUUAGAUAGAUUAGUUUCAUAUUAUUAUUUUUUGCGCAAUGGUGAUAAUUUUCGUCCAUAUCUAAUGAGGAAGAAACAUGGGAAUAAAAUGACAUUUGACGAGUGUGUAGAGUUGAAACAACCAGAUUGUGAUCCAAAUAAUAUGUGGUUACAAAUACCAUUUCUUUGUGGUCAUGCCGCAGAAUGUUGGGAACCGGGCAGUAGGUGGGCUUUAGAAGAAGCAAAAAGAAAUUUGAUCAAUAAUUAUUUUUUGGUUGGAUUGACGGAACAAUUAGAAGAUUUUAUAAGAAUUUUAGAAAAUUCUCUACCCAGGAUAUUCAAAGGUGCAACAGAAUAUUACCAAACGAGCAAUAAGUCACAUUUAAGGCAAACAGUUGCAAAACUUGAACCUAUGGAAAAAACUGUAGCGGCAAUAAAGAAAUCUGCAAUAUGGCAAAUGGAAAAUGAUUUGUAUCAAUUUGCUGCAAACCAUUUUGCACAUGUGAAGAAGAAAUUUUUAACACCGAAUGGUCUCCCUCAAACGUUUUUCUAUGAAAAAAUUAGGCCAAAAUCAUUUUUAACAUGA
This is a messenger RNA of Ctenocephalides felis (cat flea), 855 nucleotides long. RefSeq names its product heparin sulfate O-sulfotransferase-like. The transcript has 4 exons. Lineage: Eukaryota; Metazoa; Arthropoda; Insecta; Siphonaptera; Pulicidae. Gene Ontology annotation, molecular function: heparan sulfate 2-sulfotransferase activity. Gene Ontology annotation, cellular component: membrane. The record is from RefSeq and is a predicted model, not a curated record. The annotation marks the transcript as partial.